Messenger RNA from Thrips palmi, 2550 nucleotides. Its product is annotated as modular serine protease-like. Gene Ontology annotation, biological process: proteolysis. The transcript has 13 exons. The record is from RefSeq and is a predicted model, not a curated record. Gene Ontology annotation, molecular function: protein binding; serine-type endopeptidase activity. Lineage: Eukaryota; Metazoa; Arthropoda; Insecta; Thysanoptera; Thripidae. The coding region runs from base 94 to 2097 and encodes 667 amino acids.
CCGCCGGCCGGUUGGGAGGAGCUUGUCCCGUGGCAAAGUUUUCCGCGCAUCGCCUCGCCACUCGCAGCGAGCCUCAGCCACGCCGGCACGGCCAUGGAGCUGGCCAUCGCCGUGAGGCUGUACCUCGCCCUGGCCCUGUGUGGACUAGUGCUCAGCGCAGGCAACAGGUGCCCCUAUCAAGAUGGAUUCAAAAAGUUCCGCUGUGACAACGGCGAGUGCACCCCCGCGUCGUGGGUGUGCAACGGGGUGGUCGACGGCUGCAAGGACGGCAGCGAUGAGAAAGCGUCCAAGUGUGACAGUGUCCCGUCGACGAAACUGUCCGUCGGCCAGAGGGUGACCGUGCGCGUGCACUACAAGGAGGAGUUCGGCCCCGUCGAGUUCCACCUGUGCGACGGCGGCCAAUGCAGCAGGCUGUGGGUGCCUGGCGCCGUGCCGGGCGGACAGCUCACGUUCAGCGCCUUGACAAGGUGCAACGCGCGAGGCCGCUACUGCUCCGGCGGCAACUACAACAGCGGGGCGCGGCCGGCGGAGCACUUCCGCAGCGGCUACCUGGUGUUCGAGGCGGAGCGGCGCGCGGGCCAGCUCGCAGUGUGGCUGCAGGGCCACCCCGACAAGGUGGCCACGCUGCCCGCGCCCUCGGCCAGCAGCGACACGCUCAACGUGCGGCCGGACCACUGGAACAACGACAUGCCCGCCGCUUUCAUCAAUGACACCUGCGACUACGAGGACGGGUUCAAGAAGUACCGCUGCAACAGCGGCGAGUGCACCCCCGCCUCCUGGGUGUGCAACGGCGACGUGGACGGCUGCAGUGAUGGCAGCGACGAGAUUGCGGCCAUGUGCGACAAAGUGCCGACGAAAACCCUGUCCGUCGGCCAGAGGGUGACCGUGCGCGUGCACUACAAGGAGGAGUUCGGCCCCGUCGAGUUCCACCUGUGCGACGGCGGCCAAUGCAGCAGGCUGUGGGUGCCUGGCGCCGUGCCGAGCGGCCAGCUCACGUACAGCGCCUUGACGGGCUGCAACGCGCGAGGCCGCUACUGCACCGGCGGCAACUACAACAGCGGGGCACGGCCGGCGGAGCACUUCCGCAGCGGCUACCUGGUGUUCGAGGCGGAGCGGCGCGCGGGCCAGCUCGCAGUGUGGCUGCAGGGCCACCCCGACAAGGUGGCCACGCUGCCCGCGCCCUCGGCCAGCAGCGACACGCUCAACGUGCGGCCGGACCACUGGAACAGCGACAUGCCCGUCACCUUCGGAGAUGUUUCCACUGUGUCGCGAAGACCAGCGGGCGCUGUUAUCGUUCCCUUUGAAGGUGUUGCACAAUGCGGAUUCGCGUCCGCGAGCGGCCAAGCGUUCAUCGUGAAAGGCAAGAACGCGUCCCUGAGCGAGUUCCCCUGGCACGCCGGUCUGUACGUGGCGUCCGUUCAGGUGUGCGGGGGCUCCUUGGUCCUCCCCCGUGUCAUUGUCACUGCGGCGCAUUGCCUCUUCACGAAUGGCCAGUAUGGCAGCCAGUUGGACGCGAACGACCUUCAAGUUUCAGUCGGCAGUCCUUUCCGAGAUUGGGACCGAAGCACUCCCGAAGCACAGCGCCGAAACGUGUCCCGGCUGGUGCCGCAUCCCCGCUACCGCGGCUUCCCGCGCAACUACGCCGACGACAUAGGCCUCGUGGUGCUGCAGUCGCCCGUCGACUUCAACGCGUACGUGGUGCCCAUCUGCGUGGACUGGGUCGGCAGUGCCGUGCCGAGGCCGUCGGAAAACAGCGUCGGCAAGGUGGUUGGGUGGGGCCGCACGGAGGACCGGUCGCCGAGCCCCGUGCUGCAGUCCGCGGAGCUGCCCUUCAUCCCGUUCGACAAGUGCGCCGCGGCGGUGCCCUCCACCUUCCUGCCCUUCCUCACCAACGACAAGUUCUGUGCGGGCCAUGUCGACGGUGCCACCGUCGCCCCGGGAGACAGCGGCGGAGGGCUCGCGUUUCAGCACGGAGACCGCUGGUUCUUGAUGGGGAUCGUUUCGGUGGGCGUCCCUCGCAAGCUCUCCUACUCGGCCUUCACCGACGUGCACGAGUACCGGUCGUGGCUCAACGAAGUGGUGAAACCUUUCGCGUAGGUCGCGAAGUCACCAGUCUGGAAUAGUACCAGGCCAACAGGCAGAGGCCGUCUGAAGCUCCCAUCUUUCCAGAGCCUUCACAACCCAUGGUGACGAAUUGAAAAAGACUGAAUACUAUCCCCUUUUGAUUCUAUCUGCACUGUUAAAACAAAGUCAUAAACAUAACGCCCUUCAGGGCAUAAAAAUUACGCCCUUUAGGGCAUAAAUACUCUUUUACGCCCUUAAAGGGCGUACAUCGUUUUAUGCCCUUGGUGAUGAUAUAGGAAUCUUAAGCAAAAUUUUAAUGCCCUUCCAAAAGACAUUAACGAUUCACGCCGCUCCACCUUAAAGGGCAUAAUUUUAAUGCCUUUGUUUCGCCAGUGUGUUUAUGUACAACAUUAAUACUAAAUGUACGAAACAGAUUCUUUGCUCAAUCAACAAAUUUUAUUAAUAUACAAAGUUUAUCUUUUAUAA